This is a messenger RNA of Venturia canescens, 2859 nucleotides long. It is a transcript of the gene DPCoAC, whose product is annotated as dephosphocoenzyme A carrier. The record is from RefSeq and is a predicted model, not a curated record. The transcript is spliced from 6 exons. Gene Ontology annotation, biological process: transmembrane transport. Bases 265 to 1308 code for a protein of 347 amino acids. NCBI's taxonomy places the organism in Eukaryota, Metazoa, Arthropoda, Insecta, Hymenoptera, Ichneumonidae.
CAAAAAACAGCACCUGUAAAGUUUUAUAACCUGUGUAUAUGAAGAUCGUUUGCGAAAAAACGUGUGGCUUUCUUUUUAAUUUUCAUUUUUUUAUGUACAAACUGCAAAUGUGAAGAAAUUGUAAAUCAUAAUAUGUGUCAGAGAGCUAAUUUGUGGGGGACUGUACUUGACCAGUAGGAUGUCAAAGAUUUGUUGUCCUGUACAGUAGAUUCCGUAAACUUGUAUUUUUCAAUUUGCAUUUUUGUGGCUCAAGGUUCGAAGGAUAUGAGUAGCCACGUUGGAGCCGGUUCGGUGGAAGGGAGCCAAGUCGUUCUCGAGAGGAUUCAGGUAUCCGUAAUGCAAGGGACGACGAAGCAACCCGUGGCUCUCUCGACCUCGUCCAGUACCCUUGAAAAAGGUGCAGAAACUACGCGCUCAGAAUCACCGGAAUUGAAAAGACAAAUAUCGAACGCGGAUCGAGUAUGGACGAGCCUGUUGGCCGGCGCGGCGGCCGGGGCUCUGGCGAAAACGACGAUCGCUCCGCUCGAUCGAACAAAGAUAAAUUUUCAAAUAUCGAAGAAGCCCUAUUCGGCAAAGGCAGCGAUCGAAUUUCUCGUUCAAUCGUACACGAAAGAGGGUCUGAUGAGUUUGUGGCGAGGUAACAGCGCCAUGAUGGUCAGAAUAAUGCCCUACGCGGCUAUCCAAUUCACAGCACACGAACAAUGGAAAAGGAUACUCAAGGUCAAUGGCCCGGAAACAGAUAAGAAGAAGAGAUUCCUCGCUGGUUCGUUAGCCGGUGUGACGUCCCAAAGCCUCACUUAUCCACUGGAUCUUGCGAGGGCACGAAUGGCUGUAACUCACAGGGACGAAUACAAGACACUGCAUGAAGUAUUCCUUAGGAUUUAUCAACGAGAAGGAGUAUCAGCUUUUUAUCGAGGCUUCACCGCGACGAUACUCGGCGUCAUUCCCUACGCCGGUUUUAGUUUUUUUACUUACGAUACCCUUAAGCAGUGGUUUGCCGUACACGCCGUGGACAGCCCAGGACUUUCAGCCAUGUCUUCGUUAAUUUGCGGAGCUUUGGCCGGCGUCGUUGGUCAAACGAGCAGCUAUCCUCUCGAUAUAGUACGCAGACGAAUACAAACGUCCGCCGUAACUCGGACCCACUAUCACACGAUUUACGAGACUUCGGUGAAAAUAUACACAGAAGAGGGCGUGAUGGCCUUUUUCAAGGGGCUCAGUAUGAAUUGGGUCAAAGGUCCGGUCGCGGUAGGUAUAAGUUUUGCGACCUACGACACGAUCCUCGUCACCUUGAGAAAAAUCAUGUGCUGAUGAUGUUGAGUUUUCUCGUAAUAAUAUAUUAAACCAAUGCUCUUUCUCGCGUCGUGAUGAAAAAAAGUAAUACGCACUUUUAAUGAAUUUCAUCUUAAAUUGUACGGUGAAAAGAGAAGGAAAUGAGACUGUUUAGUGCGAAAUGAGGUUGGUGAAGAAUCGUUUGUUAUUAAAUUUAUAUACGAAUGUUAUGGACUUUUAUGAAUCGUGGCGAAAGUUCGAGUUGCUUGUGACGCGCUUGUUUAGGGAAUGAAAAAAUGCGAAAAUUCGUAAAGAAAAAGUGUUUUUCUAUAUGAACCGCGUCGAUUCGGUAGAAAUCAUUUUGAAGAAUCGAUCCAAUUCCAUUCGCUCAAAAAGCCACAGAAAAAUUUCGAAAUUAUUGGUACAAUAAUCAAAGUAGAUGUAUUUAUCUACUUUACACAUUUUUUUUUAACAAUUCAUAUUUUUUACUUCCAACUAUCGGUCAUCAUCGAACAUUAAAUGUAGGAUAAAGUUAAAUUGAUUAGAGCUUAAGUGUAAUCAUGAAGUUUAGUUGAUGAAAUUAAUCUUCGAGCAAAAAAAGAAAUGAUUUUCAAAGAAGAAUCUAUGCACACUGAUGAUUCCUGAUAACGACAAUAACAGAUUUUCCUGCUGGAACUCGAACGUCAAAUUGUUCUAAGCUAAAUCUGUAAACUUUUUGAAUUCUAUUAUCUUUCAAACAACAUUGUCCGAUAUUAGGCGGUAGCUCCAGCUCCGUUGCUUGGGUUACGUUCGUACGUAGUCGACUAAUGUAUCAUAAAAUACCAUUGACAAAGUUCAAUUGAAAUACUCUAAAUUGUAAAUUGAUAUAAUGUCCAUUUUGUGCGAUUAGUUUAGUCAAAAUCGCGCUACGUCAAUUGACCUAAUUAUUGAAAAAAUGGAGAUAAAUUUAUGGUGCUGUGUCGUGUGGGAUUGAACGCUUUUUUCUCAAUCUCCGUGCGCGACGCGUUCAAAAGUACGGAUAUACGUAAAAAUCGCUCUGCAAUAAAUCGAUUAGUUUGAAUUAAUUAACCAUUUUUCGGACGAAUAUUUCAUUUGCGAGAAAUCAGACUCUGUUAAUGUGAAUAACACGAAUCUAGUAAUAAAAAUGUUGGAAGAAGUUGCCUCGAAUGAGAGUGUCGAAAUUCGAUUGAAACUUUAAAGUUUCAUUCAAUCAUUUCCAACCGGAAAAUCCAUCCCGUUAUGCCUUUUUUAAAAAUGUUUAUUAUUGUUUGUCGCAUUUUAACAUGAGGCUCGAGGAAAAAGAUUUGCUUUUGAGAGCUUCGAAUAUCAUUUUUUUCAACUUUUAACGCGUCAACUCCAACAUUUCGGUGGGCAAGGUCCGAAAAUGGUUAAUUAAUGGUAUACUUCUUAGAAAAACCCAGUAUCUAUGCAACGCAACAUGUUAAAUAUAUGAAUAUAUGUACAUAUAUACACGGAAAGAAAUAAUGUAUUGUACACUAUUUGAUGCAUAUGAGUAGUAAGUGAAAAAAGCCGUGAAAUGUCAAAACUUGUCGAUUCGUAAUAAAAACAGUAUAAUUUUAUUUAAAAAAA